AUGGUGAUGCUAUGGGGCAAACCAAUUGGCGAUUCAGGCGCCGGUGAGGGAUCGGGCUCGGGUUCAGGAGCUGAGCAGUUCGGUGAGCAGAUGAAAGAGUUUAUUUCAGUAGAGGUUAUGCGCAGUAUUCUAGACCAGACUCUUGUGAUCUUUGGUUCGGUCAAGGAGGGCGUUUUAGAGCUUAUGGAUGAGAAGCUGGGAGCUUUUCGUACUGAGAUUAUUGCCAUGAUGGGUGCGCGUACCCUGAAAUUCCGAGAGUUCAGAGCUUGUGGAGCUCCAGAUUACAAUGGGGAUCGGGACCUCAUCCCGAGCAGCAGGUGGUUAGCCAAUGUUGCCAACGCUUUCUUUUUCUUACUUCUUGUGCUACUACUUGAGACUACAGCUGCCACCAACCAAUUGGUUGCAGUGGGAAGAGGAGGAGGAGGAGAUGGUAAUGGUGUUAUGAAAAAGUGUUUGGAUAACGAGAGACAUGCUCUUCUUGUUUUCAAAGCUCCCCUCCAAGAUCCCUUUGGUUGUCUCUAUACGUGGAGAGCUGAAGAAGAUGACUGCUGUAACUUCCUAAGCGGAAGACUUUCAAACUGUUUGUGGAAUUUUAAACAACUAGUAGUUCUCAAUCUAGAAGACAACAAUCUAUCUGGAAGACUUCCUCCCUCCAUUGCAUCUUUGAUAAAAUUAGAGAUUGGGGAAAACUUAUCGAGGUUGUAUGUUCUUAUCCUAAGAUCAAACAACUUCUCUGGAACCAUUCCUUUGCAAUUAUGUCGAUUACCAAAUCCUCAAAUUCUAGACUUGUCCAUAAACAAUCUCCAUGGAUCCAUCCCCUCAUGUUUGAAUAAUCUUACAAGCAUGGUUCGAGGAGGAUACCCUCAAAAUGUGCAUUACAUUUUGACAACUGAUUAUACAGGAAAUGCUAUUCUAAACCAGUAUAUUGACCAUGCGAUCGUCAAGUGGCAAGGAGAUGAACGUGAAUUCUUCAGAAAUCUGAGAUUGUUGAAGAGCAUUGACCUGUCAAGCAACAAUCUAACAGGUCAAAUCCCAUAUCAGAUUACAAAUCUUUAUGCAUUGAUUUCACUAAACUUAUCGAAGAACUCUCUAAUUGGAGAGAUUCCACACAAUAUUGGUCAGAUAAAACAGCUUUUAACUCUGGAUUUAUCUAGAAACAAUUUAUCAGGACAGAUACCAUCAAGCCUGUCUAAAAUGAGUUUAUUGAACGACCUAGACAUGUCAUUUAAUAACCUGUCAGGGAGAAUCCCAACAAGCAUCCAGCUCCAGUCCUUUCCACCUUCAAGAUACGAUGGAAACGCAGGACUAUGCGGACCCCCCCUUUCCAGAAAAUGUCCUGGAGAUGAAGAUUCAGAAGCAACAUCAAUCAAUGGUAAAAGCGAGGAUGAUGGAGAAGACAUAGAUGAAGUUUGGGGAUGGUUCUAUAUUGGUGGGGGAACUGGUUUUGUCACUGGAUUUUGGAUAGCAUGUGGCGCUUUACUUCUCAAUCAUCGAGGGAGACGUGCUUUUUUUCACUUUUAUGAUAGCUUCAAAGAUUGGGUUUAUGUGAAGAUUGUGGUGUUCAUUGCAAAUUUGCAAAGGGUUAGACAUACAUAG
This is a messenger RNA of Lactuca sativa (garden lettuce), 1596 nucleotides long. NCBI's taxonomy places the organism in Eukaryota, Viridiplantae, Streptophyta, Magnoliopsida, Asterales, Asteraceae. The record is from RefSeq and is a predicted model, not a curated record.